Molecule: messenger RNA, 6031 nt
Organism: Mycena citricolor
Lineage: Eukaryota; Fungi; Basidiomycota; Agaricomycetes; Agaricales; Mycenaceae
Source: the annotation of a GenBank genome assembly
AUGGACUUUGGAAGAACAUAGUUUGCUAAAGACGGCAGAAUUGUACUGGCUGUGGCAUAAUUACUCCACUGACACAGGCCCUCGGAAGUUCCGCUAAUGUCUUGUUUGAUAAGGUGUGCUCUAGACCUUUCUAGGUCGGCAACGGUGCGCGAGACAGACAAAAGCUCUACCGCCGCAAUUUCAACAGCGCCGAGAGCUUGAACUCGUACGUCUGCGACUCGAUGUGCAUUGUGGACAGGAUAGAGGCAACCGACCAUGGUCGAAAUCGAAACAACUCGAGGCCGCUGCUCACUCCACGUCAUCCUUGACAUCAUCGGGCUGAUGUCACGCACAGAAAGACAAUGAUAGUAAUCCGAUCCUGAGACCAGGAAUGCGGCACAUCGUAGCCUUUCGUCAUGAGCGUCAGAGAAGCAGAAUUCAUCCGAACUCAUUAUGCAGAAGUCCCUCCUGUGUUAUGCACUCUGCCCGGGCAUCGUGUGCAGGAGUAGGGGGCGCUGCGCGAGCACACAAAGACAGCCAGAUGUUUCCAAUUUGAGCGAGGACUGUGCACAGGUCGGGACGAAUCGAAAAAGCGAUGCGUCUGAAUAUAGAUGCACUGAGCUGUGCCGACUCCGCCGAAUGGGGGGUCCAGCCUCUGAGGACUGGAAUCUCAAGCAAAGAGAAGAUAGAGGUUAGACAAAGCAAGUCAGAGCGAUCCGGAUUAUGUAAAGGACUGACAAUGUGAGACAAAUGGAGAUCGAUUGAGGAGUCGCAUUGAUCCUCGUCCAACGACCUCGAACUGAGUGCCCUUGUGCUUUACGCCAGUGGAUACCGACACACAUUCGCCUUUGAGCUCAGUCAUUUCGAAUCAUUUGAGGUCCAGAAAUCGACAAGUUUGGCCAAGCCCUGUUUCAAAUUGAUGAGGGACAGAGACGGAAAGCGGGAAGGGAGGAUACUGCAAUAGGCAGCCAGGUCGAUGUUGGGCAAGCGACCUCGUAAAAAAUCAUUUUCCAGGCCGGGAGUGACUUGACGAGUCAGUCGUGCACCAUGUCUUGAGACUGUUGUCUGUCUUCCAGGACCCGCCCUUCUCUUCCGCACUUCCAAGACAUGGGAGCCCCAAAGAUUCAGCCAAACCAAGCCGCCAUCCUUCUAUCACGACCAUUAGACACUCGGGCAAUGUCGACACAGUGUAAAGAUGCGACCUGCCCAUGCAUUCCCCUCGAGCGUGUGCUGGCCGCCGCCGCUGCCGCCUACUCUUUGCCGACUCGAAUAGCUCUAUCUCCAGGGACGUCGUUGGUAAGCUCGUAGCUGGUACGCGGGCAGUUCCCUGGGUUUCGAUGGCCAACGAGUCAGUGUUCGAGUCGAGAGUCGAGGAUUCAUCUACACAAUCAUCCAUAAUCGGAACUUCCCCAGUGCAAUCCUGAUGCACACUUGUGGCGAAACUCCAAGAAACCCGCAAUUGCUCAUUGGAAACUUGGGUCGACGUCACCAGCCAGCCUGUCAGGACUGGAUCGAGAUCGGUACCGCCACUUUGUUUUUACUGAUUCCAAAGCGCUAUCAGCCGGGAGAUCGAGACAAACACGAGCGAAACCCACCAGUAGCAACCCAAGUGCGCAUCCGACUGAAGAACCUCGAUCAGUGCCAUCCAACUCCUGAUUGGCCCAAGAUAGUUAUGUGACGCGACAAGCAGAGUUUACGCAUGUGUCAUGCGUUAGCGGAUGAUCAAGUAGUCGUGUCGAACAUAGAGGCCAUUGACGAGAAGGCGUGGCAGUGCGGCCAGAGCCAACACUGCACGUAUUAUCGGUGGCCAGACGGUUGACCAGCCCCGUAUUCGCCAACUCGAGCGAAUCGGCGAAGCAAGCCGGCCCCUUCCGCACGACCGUCCUUCGCAACAAGACUCUAUUGCGUCCACCGCGAAUGUGUUUGAGUCAUGGAGAGAAGCUCUGCGGAUAGAGGAGGCAGGAUUAGCUGAGAAGUGCGGAAUCAUGCGGGGUGUCGCUCAGAACUGCAAUCUCACUCGGUGACGAACUAGCGCUCCGCUCAACUCGAGCGACCUCACUGAGCUGCGCGACCAGAGCAUGCUUGCGCCCGAGUUCAUCCUCCAUCGCAACGCUAUCAGGCCAUUCGAUCUUGGACAAGUGGGAGUCGCCAGAGUGGCACUGCAAGGAUGGCUCCGUGUCUUGGUCACGGUACUGCAACCUCAUCGGAGUGACGGCGCUUCUCCGGAUGCAAACACUUUUUAUGCGACCAACGCUUGCCAUCGACAGUUCGUCUUGCCCAAAGGCAGUAAAUUUCAUGGCGGCAGAGAUCCCCUCAGCAAGAUAUCAUGAAAGACUCCACGCCGAAGGAUCUGGACUUCACGCCCCGUUCUUUCUACAGUCGCUUGUCCCGGACCUUCCCCGUUCGUCUUGAUCCUCCGGUUGCCAAAGCAGUAGAACCAUGAUAAUGGAUGCAGCCGCCGCAAAUGUUCUCUGGCUCCCGAAUCAGAGUAGAAAUCGCAUCCCGAUUGCGCAAUACGAAUCUCGACCAGAGUCUAUCAUACAAGGCCAAGGACGCAAGGAUGCAGUCUGUUCCAACGGUUGGAUUCAUCUGUAGGUGUGGAUGGUUCCCAGCAGACACUGAAUGCUCGUCGCGACGAAUACGGCUUCCGUCAAGGGAUCCUGGUGGUCCUGCCGGUGCAUUCAGCUGCGAUGAAGAUUAUCUCCAGAGGCUAUUCUUGGAGCAGCAAUUUCCGUCCAAAUUAUCAUCUAUCGUGGCUGGUACAACAACUCACAGGCGUGAAAGCGAUGAUGUUGCUGCUCGGUGACGGCAACGAGAUCUUGAACGCGAGUCAGUUUUUGAAGCGUAUUCUCCGAAGAGUGUUCGACAGGAGCAUCAACGUCGAACGCCCACUUAGGAUGGGCACCAGGUCUCUUGAGCUGGGAGGCAUGAUAGUCGUUCGCAUGUUGGAAGGAGACGUAUGGGGAGCUGCGACGUACUGGAUUCCCAGGUUAUCCAUGUCAUCGACUGCUUCCGACUGCUGCUAUCCAAAAGUGCUCAGGGCAUCGACGAACGAGGAGCAAAAACGGGUGCUCGCAAAGCGGAAGCUUCGUGGACGGGGUGCCAUGCUGGUCCACUGGAAUACGAGGCGAAAACUUCGGCUUUCGAGUCCGUGCAUGCAACUGUUCAAAAUGAAAGACGUCGGACGAUCUGCCGUAGUGCAUCACAAAGCACAAUAAGUUGUAAAUCGUGCCCCCCUCAAUUUCCAUCACCUUCGACAGACUCUCGCAUUCUCCGACCUACUCGCCCAAAAGACGCUGUUUUGUCACAGGACCGGGUCCUUUCGAUGAUGUCAGCAGCGCUGGAACAAGGAUUUCGUAAGGAGAGAGGAUAUCGGACUUCACCACUGCGAGCUCAACCCAUUCUGGCCCACACUGGCGGAGUAACGGUCAAGUCUCUUGUCUCAAUACAAUCUCAUCAUGCGAAGAUCGAGACGGGCUCCACGCCGCCAAUCCUCCGGUAGUCAUGCGUCGUUGGCUGAGUUAUCGAGUGAUGCGGACCCACAAUCUCCCACCCCCACUGUAGCCUCCUAUCCUACCCGGAAACCAGCAGUGCGUCGAGUCUACCACCCCGAUGCACCGAUAAAUCGGUCUGAAUGGGCGAUGUGGGUCGGAAACAUCCCCAAAUCUGCCGAUGAAACCGAUAUUCGCAAAUUUUUUACUCAAGUCGACGAUCAUGGCGUUCUGUCGAUCGUCCUGCUCUCCAAAUCCAGCUGCGCAUUCGUGAAUCUUGCGAGCGAGGCCCAUUUGCAUGCUGCGAUCGAGUAUGGAAACGGACAGUAUCUGCGCCCAGAGUGGUCCUGGGGCUCCUCGCUCGUGUGCCGCAUUCGCAGUCUCGACGAUGAUCUCUGGACUGGAGUCGGUGGGCAACGAGGGAUGGGAUUACAUCGGCAGUGGGUCAAGGACCGUUCGGUACCCGGCGUGGACUCGGAGUCGAUGGAAAUUUCCGAAGAAGACUUGAGCGGUGCAGCUUCUGACACGUCGACGACAUCUAGCUUCUUCCAAAUGCACUUUAAACGGCGUUUUUUCGUGCUCAAGUCGCAGACGAAAGAAGAACUCGAUCGGUGUGCUGCCGAUGGGGUGUGGUAUAUCCAAAUGCACAACCAGGUGGUGCUCGAUAAAGCCUUCCGCACCUCUGAGGAGGUCAUCUUGUUUUUCAGCGAGAACAAAAGUGGUCGAUUCUACGGCUAUGCCCGAAUGAGCAGCCGAGUGCUCUCCACGGCUUUCCCCAAGGCUCCUCGAAUGCUGCCGAACCCAGCCGCGUACGAAACAUCACCAAGGCUUACAGACACAGCUCUAUCGCCGUAUCCUUCACCAUUUGGCAUCACUCAAUCGGCACCGAAUGUGUUGAUGUCUUCCCCGUCGACCUUCGACCAGCGUUAUCGGGCAGGAAACAUGCACCGCCGAAGCAUCAGUCUGGACCAAUUUUCCCCACGCAGGAUUGGGGACCCUGAAAGAUCAACGCAGCCGAUCAAUCGACCGGAGCUGGGCAGUGCCCUGAGGCCUGAAAGUUCGACUCGAGGCCAGCAGCUGGGAUCUGAUCUCAGCGGGCAGUUUACCGUCGACUGGUUGUGCCUCGAGCCUCUGCCUUUCAAGAGGACGCGCAACAUCUUCAAUCCAUGGAAUCGGGGCCGCGAAAUCAAGAUCUCGCGAGAUGGAACUGAACUCGAGCCAGGUGCUGGUUCGGCGCUCAUUCAUGCAUGGCACGCGUCCAGGAGUCAGUGAGCGUCGUGCUGUUCUCUGUAUUUGUUACUGUAUACCUCCUCACAUACAUACUUUAUCUAUUGUACUUAUGCGUUCACACUUUUCUGCACAGUCUAUCAUAUCCGGCGAUCCCUCUUCGCUGUGAUAUCAUUUCAUACUAUACAGCAUCCAUGUCACAAGACACUCCUUAUAUUUCAUAUCAUGUCACGGUACUUUCAGCCAGCGACGAGCAGCAGGAGAGAUCAGUUGCAGAGUUAGGAGGCUCUCGCAUGCAGUAUAUUCGACGGAGUAGAUCGACGGUUUCGAUUCUGAAUCCGAUUCGUCCACCCAUCCAGAUAUGAGGUUCGAAAGUGACCAUGUUCGUUCCGCCGUUAAAUUUCAAAGAGAAACGGGCGAUGUCGUUGCGAAAAAUUGUGGUCUCCAAAAUCCAACUGUCUUCAUAGACACGAGGCCAUUCGAAACCCAGUCUGCUUGGAUUUGAGCUUCUCUCCCGCGUACUCGUUUACCAGUGCAUACAUCGUCGGUUCCGAUUUUCCCAUAGACAAGCCUCAAGAUAUGAAUCAGUCUCCACAAGUGCUCACUCGAACCCGUGGCAGAGAUUUGCAGGCUGGUGUAUUGAGGUGCUGGCCUUGCGUACUAUGUAUAGAAUGUUUAUCAGUGAAAUCACAUGUCGUCGCGGAAAGUUCGCACGUGAUCGCUGUGAUAUCCGUAGACUAAGAAAAUUUCUGAGACUAGGUCGUGAGCAGUCAGCCCGGCAAGGCACGGCUCAACGGAUCAUGUUCGGAUACGCUCUCUUGUCUUUGUGGAGAAUGAGACCUGAGGAUGAAAAUCAAUGCCAACUAUCAUGUCACCUAUCAUCGAUGUCUUUGCAACUUACAGAAACUUGUGCGGCAGAGCACAGCAAAGCACGAGAUUGUACAUUGCGAAGCUCGAGAGGAUGCGAAGCGAGAUGCAGAGUCGACGUCAGUCAUGCGUCAUCAGUAACAAUGCCGGAAAGCGUAGCAAACGCCGUUCCCCAGCUGAGAAACGUGAUUCCGUCCUGAGCGCUUGCCAGUUUACGAUGUUGGCGGGCCUGUGUGUGAAUUUUCGUCUUGAGCGACGACAUCCAGGAAACUUGCAACUCGGUCGUUUGAGAGUCUCAUUGCCGAGUGCUUGGAGCUCUUCGAGAGCCCACCUGAACGCGAGUGGCAUGGAUGUGCGCCCAGGAUUCGAGGGAAGCGCGCUGACACCCAGGAAAGUGACGGCACCGGUGACUGCUCAGUGGAGAUCGAUACGGGCAACGGAAAAGCAGGAGUUUUGCUUAUGUAAAU